Messenger RNA from Gryllus bimaculatus (two-spotted cricket), 2580 nucleotides. Lineage: Eukaryota; Metazoa; Arthropoda; Insecta; Orthoptera; Gryllidae. The record is from the annotation of a GenBank genome assembly.
GUAGUAUUUGUUUUUGUUUCCGCUAGCACUAAAAAGUGAAGAGAUCUAUAAAUUCUAAGAACAAUAGUAGUAAUGAGGUGAGCAAAGUUACAUUUUAAAGCAGUAGAUAUCAUGUUCCAUUGACAGCAUUUAAAAAUCGUGUGCUUUAAGUUUGGUUUUAUUACGAGCCCGAUUUGGUUUGCCUCUCUUCUCAGGUGUCGUGUCAGCCGUUGCCAACAUAUCGGAUCUAAAAGUUUCUUUGCUAUGAAAUUUGGACUAGUACCGGCUACUAUCCGUAAACUGAAGAUAUAAUUGUUAGAACGCUGUGUGUUAAUGUUUGUACUUUCAUUUUAAGGAAUCGUAUUGUUAUUUUGAAACUAAUUACUUUCGAAUAGGAUUGUAUGAAGAUUAAUCACGUGAUGUGUGCCAGUGUUUAUAAAAAUGGCAAACCAUUAUGAUGUUCCUUCUUGGGCAGGGAAACCUCCGGUAGGUCUUCAUUUAGAUGUCCUGAAAGGAGACAAGCUAAUUCAGAAAUUAAUGAUCGAUGAAAAGAAGUGUUAUUUAUUUGGGCGCAAUCCUCAGUUAAAUGACUUUUGUAUAGACCAUGCAUCAUGUUCUCGAGUGCAUUCUGCUCUUGUAUAUCAUAAGCAGCUAAAUCGUGCUUUCCUUGUUGACCUUGGCAGCACUCAUGGUACUUUUAUCGGAUCUUUGCGUUUGGAAGCUCAUAAGCCAACACAAUUACCUAUUGACAGUACGUUUCAUUUUGGUGCAUCGACGCGUUAUUAUAUAAUACGUGAAAGACCACAAACAGGGUCACGACCCAUCAUCGAAGAACUUGAAAAGAAUUCUGAAGAAGCUGAAGGUGGUCUUCUUGGUCUUCCUGAAACUGAAACAGAAUUGGAUAAUCUCACAGAGUUCAAUACAGCUCAUAAUCGUCGUAUAUCUAUGUUGGGUAUUCCUGAUGAAGAAAUUCGACCCACCUCACGAAAGCGUAAGAAGAAACUUCUUACUUUUAGUGAAGAAGAGGAAGUCAUUAACCCAGAAGACGUGGACCCUUCAGUUGGACGCUUUCGUAACAUGGUUCACACCACAGUCAUUCCUACCAAGCGUCAGCGAAUUGACGGUGUAGGACCAACUAGUGGUUUAACUGGGUCUUCUGAAGACCGUAUUACCAUGAUGAAACAUUUACAUCCUUCUGCUAUGGUGCCUCAUUUAUAUCAGGAUCUACCUCCAGAGGCUGGUGCUCAUUCAAACAGUGGUGUGCCAAAUGCUGCAGCUGGGAUGGGCAUGAGUCAUUCAAACCCCUUGAUGUUUUCAUCGUCUUUGGCAUCUCGACUGGGUUUGACCUUGCCAAAUCCAGCACCAGAAGUGGAAAUGGCACCGCCUCCUCUCCCACCGGCUCCUCUUCCUGGUGCUCCUGGAGCAGUGUCUGCAGCUGCUGCAGAGCUCAGCCACGAGCCUAAGAAGAAGAAAUAUGCGAAAGAGGCGUGGCCAGGGAAGAAACCUGUUCCUACUCUCCUUGUGUGAACUUCCAGGCAGUGUUAUGGUGUGGAUGUGAAACAGAAGAAUUGAAUAUUUUAACAUAUCGCUACCUUUCUCUGCGAGUUGAAAAGUGACAAAAACAACAGAAGUGUCAUUUUUGCCUGUGACUAGUGUGACUGAAUGGAAGAUUCUUUGUAUGUUUAUUCCUGCAUUUUCAGUGUGAAUUAUGAUGUUUAAAUGUCGUCCUGAGUUGCAAGAUUAAUUAUUUGCUAUGAUUGUGUUAAAUUUUAUAUAGCUCUUUUGCAGCAAAAGAACUGAAAGAAAGCUUAUAUUUGUUCUAAUGACAAUGUAUCCACUUUGAUAAUGGUCAAAUGUACAGAAACAGAUAUAUUAUGUGAAGUUGCUACUAAAGAGAAACUUGUUAAAGUAGAAAUGCACUCGUAUUGAACAUUGUGAUAGAAAUGCAGACUAAACUUGUGUGCUCAAUGCAAGAGUAAGUUGAAUUUUAGUGCUCAUGCUGCUGAUGAGAUUUUUGAACUCCCUAGUUCAGCCUGUACAAUCAAGAUGAAGAGACAAAAUUAUAAGAUACUAAUUGAUGAACAAUUGAGUUAUACAAUAAUUACACAAUAGUAAUUGUGUAAUUUAUUUCAAUAACUGGAUCAUGUAUAGUGAACUCAAGAUAACCAGAAAAAAUAUAAUUAUUAACCAGUUAAUAAAACUGUGUUUUAAAUAAUUGUUCUUUUUGUUAGAUAUUAGAGAAAUAAUACUCGGUUACAAAGCAGUAAAUGAAAUAAUCUUACCUGGUGAGUCAAUUUGAUUUUGCAUAAAAUGAAAAGUUACGAUCUAUAAAAAGGGUGUAUUAUUUACUGAUGCAUGAAGUCUGUAGCAAAGAGUAUAUAAUAUUUGUAAUUUUGUGUUUGUAAAAUAAAUUGAGUUUCAAUGUCUCUUCAUCAUUUUUACCUGUUUGGUAGUUUAUUUUGCACCAUUUUUUCCUUAUCAUAACAGAUGUGGGAAAGGUUCUGCACUAAUAGACAUACAAAUCUUGUUUUAUGUUUGUUAUGUAUAUGUUUUAAUUUGUGAUGUAGAGAGUUGAAUAAAGUGAUGAGUUUGUCCUGAUGG